Messenger RNA from Thyridium curvatum, 6858 nucleotides. RefSeq lists its product as uncharacterized. Gene Ontology annotation, biological process: fatty acid biosynthetic process. Bases 1 to 6858 code for a protein of 2285 amino acids. NCBI's taxonomy places the organism in Eukaryota, Fungi, Ascomycota, Sordariomycetes, Thyridiales, Thyridiaceae. Gene Ontology annotation, molecular function: acetyl-CoA carboxylase activity; metal ion binding; ATP binding. The record is from RefSeq and is a predicted model, not a curated record. The transcript has 3 exons.
AUGGCGGAGAUCAACGGUGCUCAGACCAAGAACGGCGUCACGGUGCCCAAGGUUAACGGCAAGGCCUCCUAUGCUGAAAAGCACAGCAUUGCAGACCACUUCAUUGGUGGCAACCGACUCGAGAAUGCUCCCGAGUCCAAGGUCAAGGACUUUGUAGCCAGCCACGAUGGACACACCGUCAUCACCAACGUUCUGAUCGCCAACAAUGGUAUUGCUGCUGUCAAAGAGAUCCGAUCGGUUAGGAAAUGGGCCUACGAGAUGUUUGGCGACGAACGCGCUAUUCGCUUCACUGUCAUGGCGACGCCCGAAGAUCUGCAGGCCAACGCAGAGUACAUUCGCAUGGCCGACCACUACGUCGAGGUUCCUGGCGGCACCAACAACCACAACUAUGCCAACGUCGAGCUGAUUGUGGAUGUGGCGGAGCGCAUGAACGUCCACGCCGUCUGGGCUGGAUGGGGCCACGCUUCCGAAAACCCUAAGCUUCCCGAAUCCCUUGCUGCCUCCCCCAAGAAGAUCGUUUUCAUCGGCCCUCCGGGGUCCGCUAUGCGAUCACUCGGUGACAAGAUUUCGUCUACUAUCGUUGCACAGCACGCCGAAGUCCCCUGCAUUCCCUGGUCAGGGACCGGAGUCUCAGAUGUCGAGGUUGAUUCCCAAGGAAUCGUCACCGUCGCCGAUGAGAUAUACCAGAAGGGCUGCGUCUCUUCGUGGCAAGAAGGUCUGGAGCGAGCCAAGGAGAUUGGCUUCCCCGUCAUGAUCAAGGCCUCCGAAGGCGGUGGUGGUAAAGGUAUUCGAAAGGCCAUGGGCGAGCAAGGUUUCGAGCAGUUGUAUAAGGCGGCGGCGAGUGAAAUCCCCGGCUCUCCCAUCUUCAUUAUGAAGCUCGCCGGAAACGCCAGGCAUUUGGAGGUCCAGCUUUUGGCCGAUCAGUAUGGAAACAACAUCUCCCUCUUCGGCAGAGAUUGUUCCGUUCAGCGACGACACCAAAAGAUUAUCGAGGAGGCUCCUGUCACCAUCGCUAAGCCUGACACUUUCAGGGCCAUGGAGGAGGCCGCUGUCCGUCUGGGUCGGCUAGUCGGCUAUGUCUCCGCUGGCACGGUCGAGUACUUGUACUCGCACGCCGACGACAAGUUUUACUUCCUCGAGCUCAACCCCCGUCUGCAGGUCGAGCAUCCCACCACUGAGAUGGUCAGCGGUGUGAACCUGCCAGCUGCUCAACUCCAGAUUGCCAUGGGUCUGCCUCUGCACAGGAUUCGGGAUAUCCGACUGCUGUAUGGCGUCGACCCCAAGACCGGCACCGAGAUCGACUUCGAAUUCAAGAACGAGAGCAGUGGUUCUUCCCAGCGCCGCCCGACCCCGAAGGGCCACACCACCGCCUGCAGAAUUACCUCUGAAGAUCCUGGCGAGGGCUUCAAGCCGUCCAAUGGUGUGCUGCACGAUCUGAACUUCAGGAGUAGCUCCAAUGUUUGGGGUUAUUUCUCUGUCGGUACCGCCGGUGGUAUUCACAGUUUCUCUGACAGUCAGUUCGGCCAUAUCUUCGCCUAUGGCGAGAACCGUUCGGCCUCGCGGAAGCACAUGGUCGUUGCGCUCAAGGAGCUGAGCAUCCGCGGUGACUUCAGGACCACUGUGGAAUAUCUCAUCAAGCUUCUUGAGACCGAGGCUUUCGAGGACAACACCAUCUCGACCGGUUGGUUGGAUGAGCUCAUUUCCAAUAAGCUCACCGCAGAGCGGCCCAACCCUGUAUUGGCUGUCAUCUGCGGAGCUACCACCAAGGCUCAUAUCGCUAGCGAGGCGUGCAUGGCCGAGUACCGCGCUGGUCUCGAGAAGGGUCAAGUCCCAUCCAAGGACAUCCUCAAGACGGUGUUCCCUGUCGACUUCAUCUACGAGGGCUUCCGCUACAAGUUCACCGUUACCCGCUCGAGUGCUGACAGCUAUACGCUAUUUAUCAAUGGCUCGCGAUGCUCCGUCGGUGUUCGCGCCCUCAGUGACGGUGGUCUCCUAAUCCUGCUCAACGGCAGGAGUCACAACGUGUACUGGAAGGAGGAGGUUGGAGCUACCCGUUUGUCUGUUGACAGCAAGACUUGCCUGCUCGAGCAGGAGAACGACCCUACCCAGCUGCGCACUCCUUCUCCCGGAAAACUCGUCAAGUACUCUGUUGAGAAUGGUGAGCAUGUCGAGGCCGGCCAAGCAUUUGCCGAGGUUGAAGUCAUGAAGAUGUACAUGCCUCUACUGGCUCAGGAGGCCGGCAUUGUCCAGCUCAUCAAGCAGCCCGGUUCCACUCUUGAGGCUGGUGACAUCUUGGGUAUCCUUGCGCUUGACGACCCCAGCCGUGUCAAGCAGGCUCAGCCGUUCCUGGAUAAGAUCCCGGAUCUCGGACGCCCCGUCGUGUCCGGUAACAAGCCGGCACAGCGUCUCGCUGAGCUCCACAGCAUUCUGAACAACAUUCUGCUGGGUUACGACAACCAGACCAUCAUGGCUCAGACCCUCGGCGACUUUAUUCAGGUCCUGCGCGACCCUGAGCUGCCAUUCAGCGAGUGGAAUGCCCAGUUUGCUGCCUUCCAUUCCCGCAUGCCUCAGAAGCUUGAUGCUCAGCUCACGCAGAUCGUCGAGCGUGCCAAGUCGCGGCCGUCAGAGUUCCCCGCUCGCAACCUCGCUAGGGCAUUCCAGAAGUUCCUCGAUGACCACGUUGCUCCUGGCGAUGCUGAGCUCUUGAAGUCCACCCUUGCUCCUCUCACGGACAUCCUGGCCCUUUACGCCGAUGGUCAGAAGGCUCGUGAGCUCAACGUCAUCGCUUCUCUGCUCAGUCACUAUGCCGACUCUGAGAAGCUCUUCUCUGGUCGUCGCUCGCAGGACGAGGAAGUUAUUCUGAAGCUCCGUGACGAGAACAAGGACAACAUCACCAGCGUCGUGCAGACCGUCCUGUCACACAGCCGUGUUGCAGCCAAGAAUGGCUUGAUCCUGGCCAUUCUCGAGGAGUACCGCCCUAACAAGCCCAAUGUUGGCAACGUUGCGAAACACUUCAAGCCGGUUCUUCGCAAGCUUACCGAGCUGGAGUCUCGCCAGACUGCCAAGGUCUCGCUCAAGGCUCGUGAGAUCCUGAUCCAAUGCGCCCUUCCUUCUCUCGAGGAGCGUCAGUCCCAGCUUGAGCUGAUUCUGCGAUCAUCUGUCGUCGAGUCCCGCUAUGGCGAGUCUGGCUGGGAGCACCGUGAGCCUAGCCUAGAGGUUCUCAAGGAUGUUGUCGAUUCCAAGUACACUGUCUUUGACGUUCUGCCCCGCUUCUUCGCUCAUGAGGAUCCUUGGGUGUCGCUGGCAGCCCUUGAGGUGUACGUCCGUCGUGCUUACCGCGCUUACAUCCUCAAGCAGAUUGAUUACCACCUCGAUGAUGCUGGCUCGCCUGGAUUUAUCUCUUGGGACUUCUCCCUGAGGAAGAUUGGUCAGUCCGAGUUCGGUCUGCCGCUGCAGUCUGCAGCGCCAUCCACUCCUGCCACUCCCAACGAGUUCGGUAUGUCGCGCAUCAGCUCGAUCAGCGACAUGUCCUACUUGGCCAGGAAGACCGAGGACGAGCCCACGCGCAAGGGUGUUAUCAUCCCUUGCAGAUACAUUGAUGACGCCGAAGAGCUCCUCGCCAAGGCCCUGGAGACACUGCCCUUGCCUGGACAAGCACGCAAGCCCCGCAAUGGCUUGAUCCCGAGCCUGGAGGGUAGGCGCCGCCCUGCUCCUCCUCGCUUGGAUAUGGGUGGGGACGAACUCUCUGCUGUUGUCAACGUCGCUAUCCGUGAUGCCGAGAACCAGACCGAUGUCGAGAUCCUCAGCCAGCUGAAGCCGCUUGUCGAACAAUACAAGGACGACCUGCUGGCCCACCGCGUGCGCCGUUUGACUUUCGUCUUCGGCCGCAAGGACGGCUCUUACCCCGGUUACUACACCUUCCGUGGCCCUGAAUAUCAGGAGGAUGACAGCAUUCGUCACGUCGAGCCUGCUCUCGCCUUCCAGCUUGAACUUGGCCGCCUCUCCAAGUUCAAGAUCAAGCCUGUCUUCACGGAGAACAAGAACAUCCACGUCUACGAGGGUGUUGGCAAGGGAGUUGACACUGACAAGCGGUACUUUGCUCGUGUCGCGGUUCGACCCGGCCGCCUCCGUGACGAAAUCCCCACGGCGGAGUACCUCAUCUCCGAGGCUGACCGUGUCGUUACCGACAUUUUUGAUGCCCUGGAGAUCAUUGGUAACAACAACAGUGAUCUGAACCACCUCUUCAUCAACUUCACUCCCGUCUUCCAGCUCCGCCCCGAAGAAGUCGAGCAGUCUCUGCAAGGCUUCCUGGACCGGUUUGGACCCCGUGCCUGGCGGCUGCGUGUUGCUCAGGGUGAAAUCCGUAUUAUUUGCACGGACCCUGAUACUGGCAUGCCUACCCCGCUGCGUAUUCUGAUCACCAACACCUCUGGAUACGUGAUUCAGGUUGAGAUCUACGCCGAGCGCAAGUCUGAGAAGGGCGAGUGGGUGUUCCAGUCGAUUGGUGGCACGACCAAGAUUGGCUCGAUGCACCUGCUUCCGGUCUCUGCGCCUUACCCGACCAAGAACUGGCUGCAGCCUAAGCGCUACAAGGCCCAUCUUAUGGGUACGCAGUACGUUUACGACUUCCCUGAGCUGUUCCGCCAAGCCAUCCAGAACAGCUGGGUCAAGGCUGUCAAGAGCCGCCCGGCGUUGGCUGAGCGCCAACCUGCUGUCGGCGAGUGCAUCGAGUACAACGAGCUCGUCCUUGACGACCAUGACAACCUUGCCGAGGUUUCGCGUGACCCUGGAACCAACACUUGCGGUAUGGUCGGUUGGCUCAUCAACGCACACACGCCCGAGUAUCCCCGCGGCCGGAAGUUCAUCAUUGUGGCAAACGAUAUCACGUACAACAUUGGUUCGUUCGGCCCCAAAGAAGAUAACUUCUUCCACAAGUGCACCGAGCUCGCGCGCAAGCUUGGCAUUCCUCGCAUCUACCUUUCCGCCAACUCUGGUGCUCGCCUGGGUCUUGCCAACGAGCUCAUGCCUCACUUCAAGGUUGCCUGGAACGACCCCGGCAACCAGCAGCAGGGCUUCAAGUACCUGUGGCUUGACGAUACCGCCAAGGAGCGCUUUAACGGAGCAGUCAUCACGGAGGAGGUCACGGAGGAUGGCGAGAAGCGGAACAAGAUUCUCACCAUUGUCGGAACUGAGGAUGGCCUGGGCGUUGAGUGCCUUCGCGGCUCCGGUCUCAUUGCUGGUGCUACUAGCCGUGCUUACAACGACAUCUUCACUGUUACCCUUGUCACUUGCCGCUCUGUUGGCAUUGGCGCCUACCUUGUCCGUCUUGGCCAGCGAGCUGUCCAGAUUGAGGGCCAGCCCAUCAUCCUCACUGGUGCUCAGGCUCUCAACAACCUUCUGGGCCGUGAGGUUUAUGCUUCCAACCUCCAGCUCGGUGGCACCCAGAUCAUGUACCGCAACGGUGUCUCGCACAUGGUUGCCAACGACGACAUGGCUGGUGUGUCCAAGAUUGUUGAGUGGAUGUCGUUUGUCCCCGACCGACGCAACAGCCCUCUGCCUAUCAGCGUGUCUACCGACACGUGGGAUCGCGACGUCCUCUACUGCCCGCCGCAGAAGCAGCCUUAUGACGUCAGGUGGAUGAUCGCCGGUAAGGAGGAAGGUGGCGAGUUCCUGCCUGGUCUCUUCGACAAGGACUCGUUUGUCGAGACUCUGGGUGGCUGGGCCAAGACUGUCGUCGUGGGUCGCGCUCGCCUGGGUGGCAUUCCCAUGGGUGUCAUUGGUGUUGAGACACGCGCGGUUGAGAACAUCACCCCCGCCGAUCCCGCCAACCCCGACUCGAUCGAGCAGGUCAUCACCGAGGCUGGUGGUGUGUGGUACCCGAACUCGGCCUUCAAGACUGCUCAGGCCAUCAACGACUUCAACCACGGUGAGCAGCUGCCGCUGAUGAUCCUCGCCAACUGGCGUGGUUUCUCUGGUGGCCAGCGCGACAUGUACAAUGAGGUUCUCAAGUACGGCAGCUACAUUGUCGACGCUCUCGUCAAGUUUGAGCAGCCGAUCUUUGUCUACGUGCCGCCCUUCGGCGAGCUCCGUGGUGGUUCAUGGGUCGUCGUCGACCCCACCAUCAACCCCACCGCUAUGGAGAUGUACGCCGACGUCGAGGCACGCGGUGGUGUGCUCGAGCCUGAGGGUAUCAUCGGUAUCAAGUACCGCAAGGACAAGCAGCUGGAUACCAUGGCUCGCCUCGACCCUACGUAUGCUGCCCUCCGGAAGCAGAUGGUCGCGGUUCAGAGCAAGGGUGGCAGCGCCGAGGCUCAGGAGGAGAUCAAGAAGAAGAUGGCUGUGCGCGAGCAGCAGCUCCUCCCCAUCUACGCCCAGAUCGCCGUCCAGUUUGCCGACCUGCACGACCGCGCCGGGCGCAUGAAGGCCAAGGGCGUGAUUCGGGAAGUGCUCGAGUGGCAGAACGCGCGCCGCUUCUUCUACUGGCGUGUGCGCAGACGUCUCAACGAGGAGUACAUGCUGCGCCGCAUGGCUACGGCCGCCAACCAGUCUGGCUCGGCUCAGGCUGCCGAUUCUGCCAAGCUGCGCGAGCGGCACCUGCAGCUCCUGGAGGCGUGGUCGGGCAUCACGGGCUUCAAGAAGGCGGACCGGGACGUGGCGGUCUGGUACGAGGAGAACAAGGCGACCAUCUCGCAGAAGCUCGAGGCGAUGCGGGCCGAGGCGGUCACGGCCGAGAUGCGGGAGCUGGUGCAGCAGGGGAGCGGCGGCGACUCGGCGGCGUGGAAGGGCGUGCGGGAUAUCCUGCGGGUGAUGCCUGUUGCCGAGAGGGAGAAGGUGAUGAAGUUCUUGGCUGAGCAAUGA